AAUUCAAAAUCACAAUGGAAGGGAAAAAAAUGUAAAUGAAAUUGUUUGUGGAAGGGUAAAAAUGUCAUGUAGUCUCCAUUGUCGUUCGAAUACUUUAAAGACUCUGUUCUUCGACUCCUUCAGAUCUGAACCAUCCUCCCAAAUCUGCCUCUCUCUCUCUGGAAAUUCUUUUCCGAUUUUGCUGGUUGCUAUUAUCAGUUGUGGAUGUGUUACCUUUAGGUAUUUGGAGAAUAAUAUGCUUUGGUUGAGCCUAUCAAUUGAUGUACUUCGUAAAGUAGUGCAUUUGAACCUCUAUUGCAGGGUUAUUUUGUAAAUCACUUUUUGCAUAGAUAACACUGAAUUAUUCCUCACUGAGCUCCUUCUUUCAAUCAGCCAUGGGUUCCAAUCACUUCUUUAUUAUUUCCUGUGAUAUCUACAUUAGCUGAAAAGCUUCCUGUUAAAUAGUUCUUUCUGCAGUGAGUAUUCUCCUAUUAUCUCCCUCUUUCUCUGUUGUUGGUAUUUCUCUUGUGCCUUCUGGGGUAGAAGGAUAGUUGUUCGUUUAAGGUUCAGAAGUAGUUAUGGUGUGCCAAGCUGCAACCCAGACAAGAUUUCGGGCAUUGAAACACGAGAAUGGAAUUGCAGGAAAACCAACAAUUAUAGUUAGAGUGAUCGCAUGCUUUCAACCUUUGCAGAGUUGUCAGGCUGAGUAUUUUCGGCAAUUGCUUAAGCCAGUCACGUAGAUUGAAUAGGAUCUAUUUCUCUUAAGCUGGACUCCGUAAACUUCUUUUUGUCUUUGUUCCUGAAAGUAUUCAGUAGAUAAUUCCCACCAUAGUAGACCAUUCCACAAAAUUUUGAGGUGGUUGUUUUUCUGAAUGGUUGGGACUGAUACUUGGCAACUGCACAAUUAUAAUUCCAUGAAUGCAUCAAUAGAGAUCAAGCAACAGGAAAGCUGCCAAACGAAUAUCAACCAUGAAAGUUGCAUGUUUUCCAAAUGUAUGGGAGGGAUGCAACGGUUUGCAAUUCCACCAUUACCCAGUUUUGAAGUGGAACAGCUAAAUGUUGUUCAGGGAUCACGUCAUUGCUUAUCCCCUCAUUUCCAAAACUCACUUGUUACUUUCAUAUCUUAUCAGAAAGAAAAGGAAUCUAUGUAUUAUGCUCAUGCUGGACCUAGUGGGAUGCCUGUGUCAAAAUCAACUAAUGGGUCCUAUCCAAAAGGAUUUCUUAUCUUUGAUCAAUCUGGAAACCAGAAGAGAUUGAUGUAUGAUCCUAUGUGUCUUGUUUCUUUGUCCUCAAUUGUUUCUGAAAACAAGCGUUGUGGUUGGCUUGCAGAAAAAGGGGCAGUUAGAGACAUUAAUUCGGUCAAGUAUUCUCCAAAUACUCUGUCCAAUGAGAAUUAUGUAGCUGAUGAAGAGAGCAGUGAAAUGCAUGAAAACACCGAAGAAAUAGAUGCAUUACUUUAUUCAGACUACGAUGGCACUGGUUGUAGUAGUGAUGAUGAAGUGACCAGCACAGGACAUUCUCCAGAGAUGAUCAAUGAGCAUUGUGAAAAGGAAGAACAAUGUCAAGAAACUACUACAGAAGUUGCUAGUUCUGAAGUCCCAAGAAAAAAGCAGAGAGUGCAUGAUGGGGGGUACAUAAAAUCACUACCAAUUGCUGCGGUUUCUUGUGCAAGAGUUGAAUCACAGAACUAUGCCAAUGAUGCAGAAUCAAGCUGUGGCAUGGUCCAUAAGGAAGAGGCUGGAACAGAUAUUGAUUUUUGUCAUUCUUCUUGCAAAAAAGAUAGGAUCAAGGAGACGUUGAGAGUACUCGAGAGUUUAGUUCCUGGUGCAAAGGGCAAGGACCCAUUAUUGGUUAUUGACGAAGCUAUCGAUUACUUGAAGUCCUUAAAACACGAAGCUACUGCUUUAGGGACUAAAGAUCAGCAGAGGAAAGCCACAAAGAUUUGAACGCGUGGGAUGUGAUAGUGGUGGGUUAUGCUGAGAAAUUAAAGACCCCACUUUUUCCAGCAAUUUGAAGAAUCCCUCAAGGAUUUGGCGCAUGGGCGUUAGGUAACCAAGGUCCCACUUUCCACAUUCUUUUUCUUUUUCUUUUUCUUUUUCUCUUUCUGUAUCAUGCUAUGCCCUUACCCCCUUAUUUUAGAGGUUAUGCUAUAAGAGUAGAGCUUCUCCCUUAUGGUAUUAGGUAGAUGUUGCACGAUGAAACUUUUGUGGGGAGUCUUGAUUAUGAGAGGAGUAUGAAACUUUUGACUGAGCUCAGCUUUGGAGAUGGAUUUCACUUUUUGCUACUAGGUUUUGUGUGGAUGUAAUAAUUGAGUUGUGAAUGCUUUUCUUUGGUCUUAUUUAUUUAUUUUUAUUUUUUAUGUUA
Messenger RNA from Cucumis melo (muskmelon), 2343 nucleotides. Its product is annotated as transcription factor bHLH143-like. The record is from RefSeq and is a predicted model, not a curated record. The transcript is spliced from 5 exons. The coding region runs from base 852 to 1925 and encodes 357 amino acids. NCBI's taxonomy places the organism in Eukaryota, Viridiplantae, Streptophyta, Magnoliopsida, Cucurbitales, Cucurbitaceae.